AUGUCCGGGAUUGAAAUCCUGGGCAUCGCUGCCUCUGUUCUCCAGAUUGCGGACCUCGGUGGCAUACUUUCCGUAGACUUUCCGUCAAGCUAUAUACCUUCUCUCGAAAGAUUAAAAGACAUAGCUGCAACUGGUGCUGUGCUACAGCAGUUGGCUAGUGUGCUCGAGAAGGAUGAAAAGUUGCGACUUUGCUCAGAUCAGGCGAUUGAAAUAACCAAAGGACUGGUCGCUGAUUGCAAGCAAAUCUUCUCAGAACUCGACGACGCACUUGACAACCGCACGACAGGCAACAAAUAUAUCUCAGCAUGGAAGGACCGGCUCAAAUUUCCCUGCAUAGAACUUCAGAUUGACUUGCUCCAGUCUAAUCUGGAGAGGUUGAAGAGCUCUCUAGUAGUCAUGCUGAAUGUUUUGGUCUAUGCCGAGCAACUCCGAAAGUGA
This is a messenger RNA of Exophiala aquamarina CBS 119918, 438 nucleotides long. RefSeq lists its product as uncharacterized. Lineage: Eukaryota; Fungi; Ascomycota; Eurotiomycetes; Chaetothyriales; Herpotrichiellaceae. The record is from RefSeq and is a predicted model, not a curated record. The transcript is spliced from 2 exons. Gene Ontology annotation, biological process: regulation of DNA-templated transcription. The coding region runs from base 1 to 438 and encodes 145 amino acids.